This is a messenger RNA of Sphaeroforma arctica JP610, 729 nucleotides long. RefSeq lists its product as hypothetical. The transcript has a single exon. The coding region runs from base 1 to 729 and encodes 242 amino acids. The record is from RefSeq and is a predicted model, not a curated record. NCBI's taxonomy places the organism in Eukaryota, Ichthyosporea, Ichthyophonida.
AUGCUUGGCGGACGGAACCUCGCUACUACUGGUCCAUCCAGGAUCGUUAGUGCUAGUUUGCUAUUGUUUGUAGCCAUAGUCACAUUCAAUACGCAAGCAUGCAGUGCAUGCAGUUGUCCCUACGUUACCAUUAAAGAACAGCUGUGUUUCUCAGACUGGCUCGCGGUGGUGACUGUCGACGUACAAGUAGAGGAACUACAACUUUUGGCCAAAACUAUAGCUGACAUCGAAGUAGGUGCAGUUAAUGAGGUGCUUAUUAUCCCUCUGAGUAAUUCGAGCCACUCGAAUAAUGUCAACUCAUGUGACCUCGGCCCCGAUGACUUCAUCGACGGGGGUACGUAUGUACUUGCAGGGAAAGAGGAGAAUGGCACAUUGUCUAUCAAUAUGUGCUACUAUCACAUUCUGUGGACAGAUGUGGAUGAAGCAGACAGGCAGAUGUUCUUGGACUGGAACGACAGUGAUUACAACGAAAUGUGCAAAGACCACUGCCCACCAGGGUGUCUGGAAUACUUCGACGGGUGCAAUACCUGUGGAUGUACCUUUGAGGGCGAUUUGUUCGACUGUUCAACUGCCGUGUGUGAUGAAGAACAGACAGUUGAUCCCCUAUGCACCUGCUCCGCGACUGAACCUUCGUCGCAGUGCGAGCUGGAAUGUACUGCUGGUUUUACCACCGAUUUACGAGGAUGUGCGCAAUGCGAAUGUAUCCCUGACAACAAUUUGGCGGUAUGA